Oryctolagus cuniculus (rabbit) is the source of this 5769-nucleotide messenger RNA. The record is from RefSeq and is a predicted model, not a curated record. Lineage: Eukaryota; Metazoa; Chordata; Mammalia; Lagomorpha; Leporidae.
ACUCUCCCGGGACGACGGAGUGCGGGGAGCAGAGCUUCCUCCUCCUCUAGCAGGCGGCAAGGCUGAGCCCGGCCUGGAGCCCCGCCCAGGCGGGCCCCGCCGCCUCCCGCCGCCUCCCUCCGCCGCGCGCCGCGAACAGGGAGGUGUGGUCCUGUGCGCAUCCAGCGCUGCGCCGAGCCCCGCGGAGCGUUUGCUUCGGACGGUGCCCAGCCGUGCGCCUCGCUUUCCUGAGGUCGUCCCGUCUUCUCCCGGAGCGGUGUGCCUUUGGGGGACAACCCCGGCCCGAGGACGCUCUGUCACCCUUGUUCCAAGCUGUAGCAGAGCAGCCGCUGGAAGAAUGCGGGACUACGACGAGGUGACCGCGUUUCUGGGCGAGUGGGGGCCCUUCCAGCGCCUCAUCUUCUUCCUGCUCAGCGCCAGCAUCAUCCCAAACGGCUUCAAUGGGAUGUCAGUGGUGUUCCUGGCGGGGACCCCCGAGCACCGCUGCCGGGUGCCGGAGUCGGCGAACCUGAGCAGCGCGUGGCGCAACCACAGUGUCCCGCUGCGGCUUCAGGACGGCCGCGAGGUGCCUCACAGCUGCCGGCGCUACCGGCUCGCCGCCAUCGCCAACUUCUCGGCGCUGGGGCUGGAGCCCGGGCGCGACGUGGACCUGGAGCAGCUGGAGCAGGAGAGCUGCUUGGAUGGCUGGGAGUACAGCCAGGACGUGUACCUGUCCACCAUCGUGACCGAGUGGAACCUGGUGUGCGAGGAUGACUGGAAGACUCCGCUCACCACCUCCCUGUUCUUCGUGGGUGUGCUUAUCGGCUCCUUCGUGUCCGGCCAGCUGUCCGACAGGUUUGGCAGGAAGAACAUUCUCUUCUUGACCAUGGCCGUGCAGACUGGCUUCAGCUUCCUGCAGAUUUUCUCCAUCAGCUGGGAGAUGUUCACCGUGCUGUUUCUCAUCGUGGGAAUGGGCCAGAUCUCCAACUAUGUGGUGGCCUUCAUACUCGGAACAGAAAUUCUUGGCAAGUCAGUUCGUAUUCUAUUCUCUACGUUAGGAGUGUGCACAUUUUUUGCAGUGGGCUACAUGCUGCUGCCACUGUUUGCUUACUUCAUCAGAGAUUGGCGGAUGCUGCUGCUGGCGCUGACGGUGCCGGGGGUGCUGUGUGUCCCGCUGUGGUGGUUUAUUCCUGAAUCUCCACGGUGGCUGAUAUCCCAGAGGAGAUUUAGAGAGGCUGAAGAAAUCAUCCGAAAAGCUGCCAAAAUGAACAAGACAGCAGUACCAGUGGUGAUAUUUGAUCCUGUGGAGCUACAAGAGCUAAACCUCCUGAAGGAGCAGAAAGUUUUCAUCCUGGACCUGUUCAGGACGCGGAAUAUCGCCACAAUGACCAUUAUGUCUGUGCUGCUCUGGAUGCUAACGUCUGUGGGUUACUUUGCUCUGUCUCUCAACUCCCCUAAUUUACAUGGAGAUCCCUACUUGAACUGUUUCCUCUCAGCCUUGAUUGAAGUCCCUGCUUACAUUACAGCCUGGCUGCUGCUGCGCACCCUGCCCAGGCGCUAUAUCAUAGCAGGGGUGCUGUUCUGGGGAGGAGGUGUGCUCCUCUUAAUUCAGCUGGUGCCUGCAGAUUAUAACUUCGUGUCCAUUGGUCUGGUGAUGCUGGGGAAAUUUGGGGUCACUUCUGCCUUCUCCAUGCUGUAUGUCUUCACCGCAGAGCUCUACCCAACCCUGGUCAGGAACAUGGCUGUGGGGGUCACAUCCAUGGCCUCCAGGGUGGGCAGCAUCGUCGCUCCCUACUUCGUUUACCUGGGUGCUUACAACAGAAUGUUGCCCUACAUCGUCAUGGGCAGUCUGACUGUCUUCAUUGGAAUUGUCACCCUGUUUUUCCCUGAAAGUUUUGGAAUGACUCUACCGGAGACCCUAGACCAGAUGCAGAAAGUGAAAGGAGCAACAAUUUUAUUUUCAGGUUCAGAUCUGGGAAAAAAUCCAGAGAUGCAAGAGAGAGAGGAGAAAAUCCGAAAGUUCUAGUGACUGCGUUCUGAUAAAACUUCUCCCCUGUUUGAGCAAACUGAAAAUCAGAGACCGUAAAGAAACCAGAGCCCACCCCCUCCCCGAAGAAAUGAACUGUGACAAGUAACACGAAGAUGGGCCUUGCUGUGGAGAAACGGCUGUCUCGUGGGGGACUCUGGACCACUCUGCCAGAUAAGCUCAUUCUUAGAAACAACCAUCUCUAGAGUCCUCCUUAAUAACGAACUCAAUGAAAUGAAGCUUACAGGAUUUUUUGAAAAGGACUAGUAAAAUCCAUACCAAGAUUAACAUUCAUUUCCAAACAUACAGAUACUAUCCAAACAAAACAAACGUCAUUGGAUGACCACAGCUUAAACGACAACAGCAUGUGUGUGCAUGUACAAACGUGUGUACAUGGGAAUGGGAAGGUGUGCAGGUGGUUUUUGACAUUCACUCAUAUCCUGCUAUGACUGAAUGAUUCCGUGGGUCCGGUUGCAUGCCAUAUCUCCAUGGAAAACACUACAUUGUUGCUGACGUGUCCACUGUAGUUAGGGCUGAGAUGGUUGCUUCUACAAGGAACUCGGAACAGACCUUUAGCUCGUCCAUAUACCCUAAACAACAUAACAAGUAUUUACAUUGUAGUAGAUCUUAUAAGCCAUCUAGAGGCUAUUUAAAGCAUAUUGAAGGUGUGAACAGGUUGUGUGGGAAUGCCACAUCAGUUGACGUGAGAGACUUGAGCAUCUUGGAUUCUGGUGUCUGUGGGGGCAUUGCCUUCACAGUACUACAUACUGAGCAAUGACUGUAUGUGGUAUCCUUAACCAGAAAAUGUUAUACAUUCCUUGUGGGUCAAUCAAUGUGUCAGAGAAAUAAAUAAGUAAACAAACCACUCCUGCUCUCUAGCCUUACACUCCACACAGAACACUCCUGUGAGCACAUGUGUGUGCAUGUGCGUGUGUGUGUGUGUGCGCACGCCCGGUUAGGAGUAUGUUCCUCAUACACCAAGCAAGUCUCCAGCAGACACCUGUAAUUUAGCACCACUCGAAUGGUGUCAGAUCCCUCGGGAUUGAGGGCUCAAUCCCACAAGACUGCCCUUGCUUCACAUGCUGAUCACCACACCAGGCCACUGUCCUCCUGACCAACUGACUACAAGCCAAGGACCCCUUCCUUGGGUUCAGUUACUUGGCUAGGAUGAUUCACAGAACUCAGGGAAACACUGGUGUUGGCCAUUUUAUUAUGCAGGCCUCCAAGAGCCAGAUGGACAGGCGCAAAGGGUGAGAUCUGAAAGGGGCUUGGACACAGGCAUUCCUGUCCCUGAGACACUGGGGUGCACCCCUCCCCCACCCCAGGCUGCGGCUGCAGUCACCACCCUACUCCACUGUCAUUUGGCUUUUCUAGUUGCCAGCCCCAUUCUGAGGCUGUCUAGGGGCCCCUCCCUUAGGAACCUCACUAGCAUAAACCAGGGGUUGUUAUAGGGGUUCAUUAUGAGCAACAAGACAUGAUCCCAACACUCAGGGGAUUCCAGGGCUUUUAGGAGCGCUGUCAUUGGGACUAGGAACAAAGAUCAGAGACAUGGUGUUCCACACUGGCAGAUAGAAAUAGUAUUUUACAGGUAAAAAUGCAACAAGAGAUCAAGUAGCAUGGCUCAUCUGCUUUCCAGAAAGGAGCAGGGCCAUUCCCCAGUUUCAGCAGCUAGAGAAAGUCACUCGUGCACGCUUGCCUGGACAGUGGUUUUUCUGAGCGCAACACGGUUAACCCGUUAGCACAUCUUGGGCGGCAGCAUGCUCAUGGGUAGAGUCACACUUCUGCUGUGCCGCUGGGGGUCCUCACCUCCUAAAAAUAACUAUUGCCAGAUGCAAACUUCCUCUAUCAACCUGUCUUUCAGAGGAUCCUUUCAUGGAACAUCUUGAUAAACAGCCAUCACUUCUAGAUCCUUACAUGGAAUUAGGACCAUUAUUCUGAUUAACUUGGAAUACUCCUUUGUAUUGUAAAUACAAUACUCCUUUGUAUUUUAUUUCUGAGACACAUUUUAUAUCCAGCAUGCUAACACACUGAUCCUACUUUUUUUGAUUCUUAUUUACAAUCCAUGAAUUGUCUUAGAACAGUUUAUGAUUGAUCACUGGGGAUGUAGGGCCACAGGCUCGGCUGCCCCCUGUUUUUCUUUCCCUCCCUGUCAGCCAUCGAGCAGGUCAACAAUCUCCCCAAAAGCUAUCCUGGGACUCGCCAGCCACCGGCAGUGACUGUCCACCUCUGUGCUGUCCUAGUUCCUGGGGCCCUGGCUCAGUCACCCUUCUAUGUGGCAUUGAGUCCUGGGAGACCAGGGACCUAGCUUUUUAUCCCCCCCAGUGCUGUGUAGCUUAGUGCUGUGAUAAGUAUAUAUUUUUAAUUAAAAUACAAAUUUUAUUUAAAUAAAAUUUUUAAUUAAAAUACCUUAUAAUUUUAAGCAGUGAAAAUACUGUUUGAUAUAUACAUGUUUGAAUUUUUGGACACCCAAUAUUACUCUUAAAGUUUCUUCCAAAUAUAAAAAAUAAGGAUGUGCUGUUUAACCUCUAUUAGUAUUUUUAUAGGUGUUUUGUAAUUUGUAAUAGUAAAAGAUGACUUUUUAAAAUCUGCUUAUGAAGAGGCAGAAAGUACAUAAAUGAUUAUGUCUUGGGUCGUUCAAAGACCAAGUCGAUCCAUAUGUGCCAAAGUGAUAGUUGAUUAAAUUCAAAUAACUGUUGAUUUCUGAAAACUGCUUUUUAUGAUUUAUGGCAUCACUUAUACAUAAAGUAAAUAGAUUUUGCUAUAAACUUUUAAAAAGUUCUGUGCAUGAAACAAUGUUAACAUUAACAGAAGUGGGAAAAAUACUAACAUUCUUUCUAUUUAUGCAUCAAUUUUUAAAUGCACAUUAAUAUUCCAACUAAAGCAAAUGGCAAGAGGGCUGAGUACAGAGCCUUAGGAGACAAGUGUGCCUGGGCCCGACCUUGGGUCUUCACUUACCAGCUCUGUGGCCUUGAGGAAGCCAUAGUCUUUCCCAGGCGAGCUGGGGACAAUUUCGGCGCCUGGGGUGAGGAUUUCACAGGAUCACGCACAUGCUUACUGCCAUGCCUCAUGCGGAUUUAGCUGUCUUCUCUGUCCCUUGCUCACACCCUCACUUCUCCUCUUAUCCAGCUUAAAUCCAGGCUUAAUCAUUACAGCCAGUUUUCUUGCCUGUUAAUCCAUCUUACUCUUUUGGGCAAACAAUAAUGCUAGUUCAAUCCUCUCUGAUACUGCUCACUGGCAUCUGACAGCUAAAUAUCCCUGGUAGAAAUAAGCAAAUUUAUUCUCAGGACCUUCCAGAGGACCUUGCUGCCCUGGCCCAAUCCCCGUCCCCCAUGACUGCUUGCCCUGUGGAGUGCCGACCUCUGUACUUGAUCAGCUGACCCUUUGCUUACUGUUUCACCUAGAAAAUUUCUAACACAAGAAAUCAUAAAUGAGGUUGAAAUAAAAGCAAAGAUGGGGCUGGUGUUAUGGCGCAGAAGGUUAAUCCUCCGCCUGUGGCACCAGCAUCCCAGUUCUAGUCCCAGCUGCUCCUCUUUCCAUCCAGCUCUCUACUAUGGCCUGGGAAAGCAGUGGAAGAUGGCCCAAGUCCUUGGGCCCUGCAUCCACAUGGGAGACCUGGAGGAAGCUCCUGGCUCCUGGCUUCUGAUCGGCGAAGCUCUGGCCAUUGCGGCCUUUUGGGGAGUGAACCAUCGGAUGGAAGACCUUUCUCUCUGUCUCUCCCUCUCACUGUCUGUAAUUCUACCUCUCAAAUAAACAAAUAAAAUCUU